Nematostella vectensis (starlet sea anemone) is the source of this 3683-nucleotide messenger RNA. Its product is annotated as E3 ubiquitin-protein ligase RAD18. Gene Ontology annotation, cellular component: nucleus; Rad6-Rad18 complex. Gene Ontology annotation, molecular function: ubiquitin protein ligase activity; single-stranded DNA binding. The transcript is spliced from 13 exons. Gene Ontology annotation, biological process: DNA damage tolerance; protein monoubiquitination. The record is from RefSeq and is a predicted model, not a curated record. Bases 110 to 2152 code for a protein of 680 amino acids. Lineage: Eukaryota; Metazoa; Cnidaria; Anthozoa; Actiniaria; Edwardsiidae.
AAACUAACCGCGCUAAAAACAAAAACAAAAUGGCGGUAAAAGGUGCAUUGCACCGAUUCUUCACGAUUUUUUAUUUUACGGUCAAUCUUGCUCGAUAAACAUCCGAAAAAUGGCUCCAGCAGUACAAGCAGAGUGGAGUCCGAGCGAUUGGCCGGAAUCCUUACAAGAAAUGCGGGUUAUCGACAACCUCUUGCGAUGUUCCAUAUGCUUUGAGUAUUUUGAUAUCCCAGUGAUGGUACAAGAAUGUUCACACAACUAUUGUAGUGUAUGCAUAAGAAGAUCAAUCACCUUUGAUACCCAGUGUCCUACAUGUCACAUGAAAACAGUACAGCAGGAUCUGAGAUGUAACAGGGUUCUGGAUGAGCUGGUUAAAAAUUUUAUUGCUGUCAGACAAAAACUUCUGCAGCUGAUAAACCAGAGAUAUCAAACCACAGAAAAUAUCUCAUCAUGCGCCAAAACUCCGUCCAGUCACCCCUCUACAGGAAAGCGCAAGAGUAGGACAACUCCUAGUGUGACUCCUGGUCGCAAGCGGAAAAGACGAAUAAUUGAUUCAGAUGAUGAAGACAAGACAUUUGAGGCGAUAACAAUAAAGCAGGAGCCUGAAUGUGCCGCUGAUUCUACCAAAAAGACUCCCAAAGGAAAACAACCCAGAAAAUCACCCACCAGACCCCCAGAUUUUGCUGAGUGCCCAGUGUGUGGGGAAUUAAUACUCCAGAGCAAAGUGAACUCUCAUCUUGAUCUCUGCCUGACAAGGAAUGAGAAAAAAGAGGCUCUCCGUAGUUCAAAUUCACCUCAAAAGAAAGAGCAGAAAAUGGUUACCGAAGAAGGCAAAACAAAAAGUGUGAAGCAGCAAAGCUCUAUGUUUUCACCAUCAGCAAUGUUAUGUUCACCACCCAGUACAUCAACCCAAGGCCAGACCACCCUUGCAAUGAAAGGGUCAAACAGCUUCAUUCCGACUGUCCAGAAAAGAAAACCACUUCCAAAGCUUGUUUACACCUUGUUGUCAGAUAAACAACUGAAACAAAAACUUAGGGAGUGUGGGCUUCCAACACAGGGCCCACGAGAGAAGCUGAUAAAGACACACAGGGAGUAUGUGACAUUGUAUAAUGCCCAGUGCGACUCGGCUAACCCUAUGUCAGGAGCAAUGAUUAUCAAGCAGAUGGAACAGAAUGAGAAAAAGAAAAUUAAGCUUACAGAGGCUUCCACAUCAGAUAGCAGUACACACUUUAAAAAGCAGACAAGUAAAGAAGAAACAGAGGCAGCCAACAGGCUCUACUUGAAAGAGCACCAAAGUGAAUUUGACCAGCUUAUUGAAAACAUUAGAAGCAGAAGGAAUAAGGGGAAUAGAGCAGGCAAGCGUAUGGCUGGUAGUGAUGCUAAAACAGAUGAUGAUGGGAAACCUUCUACUGAGAUUAAAUUUGAGGGUUCUGGACAAAUGGAAAAGGAUGAUAAAGCUUGUAGAAAUAAUAGCACUAAUACUGGGGAGACGUCAGAGGAAAUAUGUGAUGUGAAGAAAGGCCAGGAACCAAAUAUGGAAUCAAGAGAAGGAGCUGGAACUUUAGAAGAUGUGGUUGUCAUAGAUGACUCUACUAAUGAUACUGCAAGUAAUGAUACAUCCACUAAUAAACCUCAAUUAGAACCUGUUUGCAUUUCCAACGCACCUUACCUGACAGAUAAUGGCGAUGAUAUCUCUAAUGCCGAUGAUAUCUCUAAUGCCGAUGAUAUCUCUAAUGCCGAUGAGAUCUCUAAUGCCGAUGAUAUCUCUAAUGCCACUGAAAUGAUUUCUGCACCUCAUAAAUCUGAACACAGCUUUGUGCCAUCUGCAACCUCAUCCCCUGCAAGUGGGAAGCGGGAUGAUUCAGCUACUGGAAGUACUAGUAAUAUUCUGGAGCCUGAGAACUGUAAACACAACUUAGACAAUGAAAUGAAUGUGAGUGCUGUUGUAUCUAUGCUAGAUGAUGAUGCCCCUGAUGACAAUGAUGAUACUCCCUGUUCCAGUGUUGAUGAGGACAAUGAGCUGACACCUUCUCUAGGCCUUACUGGGAGUGACAUGGAGGAAGAUGCUGAAAGUGAGGAAGAUGCCUACUCACUGAACAGCAGUCCAAUUGUUGCCAUUGCGACCAGGAGGAAGAAAUUAUUUGAUAAUAGCUAGUUAAGUAUCCAGUAGAUAUCUGCAAGACUUGGCUAUGUUAGAUGCUUCCAACAUUUUAAAACACAUCUUUUUGAUAUGAUGAUGAACAGAUCUUGACAACAACAAAAUCAUAUAGAAAAAGAUGGCUAUGGUAUAUUGAUACACCUGAUUUCAUCAAUUUAAGUGGAAAAAAAAUACUCUUGUUAAAAUCCUGUGUGUUGUAAUAAAUACAAGGGUAAAAUUGUUUUAAUGGGCAGAAGCUUAGGCAUGGUUUGGAUGCCAUACUUUUCAUGUACCUUCUAAAUGCAAAUGCAUACAAAGUUGGUUGUUUUAUCACCAUUUGCAUACAGGAUGUAGCAGGGGGUGAGGCAUUUGGGGCACCUGCCCUCCUCCCCCUUGUUGGGUAUAUGGGUAUCUGACCAGUAGGGGCAUGGCUGUGCCUCCUCCCCUCCCCCCGAUAUGUUCUAAAUGUUUCUCUAUCAUGCCCUCCCCCACAAAAAUAUUUCAAGGCUGGCUACAGCCAUGACAUUUGAGAUGGCACAUGAAAAGAGAGCCAUCUAAACUUAGGCUAAGGCUAAGGCCGUCUCAAAUGUCAGAGCUGUAGCUUAGGCUCAUCCUAAGUGAGUGGUCAUCCCAGAUAGAGAGGAGAAGUCAACAAGUCAUAGCAUAUUUAUUUUAUUGCACUUGGGUUAGCCACAGCUUGAAGCCUUUAAAACUUUGUCUAUUUUACAAUGAUCUUAUAAUCUCUUGGAGACCAAUAUUAUCCAGUGGAAAAAAACAAAACAAAUAAGUGGUCUAUACAUAUAAAUGCUUGUUGAGUAAUUCUUUUAAGGUUGGUUCUCACUUGGAAGUAAGCGCAAGGGGAACCCACAUAGUUUUCCGAUUCUCACUAUAACAUAAGUGCAAGAGAAUGAGACUGCUUGAUUUUUUGUGCUUGUGUUUGACCGAUUCUCACUUUGCGCUUCAGUUUGCACUUCCACUUGCGUCCUAGUGAGAACAAACUUUUACCGUUAUUAAUAUAAUCAUAAAAGACGAUUGAGUUCUCAAGUAUAAAUUCAAUUUAUGAGGUACUAAUAUUAUACAACGUAGAAAGUUAGCCAAUAAGCAGGAGAGAAUGGCUGUUUUGAUUGACACAAUGGUAUGAUGAGCUUUUCUUUGCCUCGUCGCUCAUUGAUUCACUACAAGUUGUCAAGAUGGCCACACUAACCACUGUUGUACUGUAGCUAGCAGAAAAUUCAUUACAUUUGUCAAUUUUCUUCGAAAGAUCUUCCAAAGUUAAAAAGAUUCCAAAAAGUCAGAAUUUCGGAAGUGGAUCAUAAAACAAAAUGCGAUAGGCAGUGAGUGGGCGAUUUUUUUAUAAUUUUUGGAUUUGUUUAACUUUACAAGAUCCCUUACUAAUUUAAAAGGCAUGUGUAAAGGGAUGUCUAUUUAAAUAGCUACCAAACACACAAGGAUUUAAUUUCUAUUUUCUAAAAUUUAUAUGGAGGCAUAAAAAUACCAGAGAUAUUUUGUUAAAAUUAAAAAAAAAAAAAAUGAAAAAUACUUUGACAUU